This is a messenger RNA of Drepanopeziza brunnea f. sp. 'multigermtubi' MB_m1, 1371 nucleotides long. Lineage: Eukaryota; Fungi; Ascomycota; Leotiomycetes; Helotiales; Drepanopezizaceae. The record is from RefSeq and is a predicted model, not a curated record.
AUGGCGUACCAACCUCCAUACGGUCCUCCGCCAGGACAAUAUGGUGCGCCACCGCCAGGCCAUUCUCCACAACCUCCUUAUGGACAGCAGCCGUAUGCACCACCAGGCCAGCAAUACGGUGCGCCGCCAUCCCAGCAAUAUGGAGGUCCUCCUCCCCAGCAGUAUGGUGCGCCUCCCCCUCAGCAAUACCCGCCCCCUCCACAACCGCCAUAUGGCCAACAGCAGCCAUACGGCCCGCCGCAGGGCCAAUAUCCUCCCCCACCGCAGCCUGGCUACGGCCAGCCUCCUCCAGGGCAAUACCCUCCCCAGCAAGGCUAUCCGCAACCGCCAUACGGCUCGCCAGCACCAGGUGGCUAUGGGGCCCCUCCGGUCCAGUACCCGCAACACGGCUAUGGCCAGCCCCACGUACAACCCACUCCCCCAUCUCUCGGCUACGGCCCUGCGCAACAUAUCCCCUACGAUGGCGCAGCAGACGCUGAGGCUUUGAAGAAAGCCAUGAAAGGGUUCGGUACAAACGAGAAGCAGCUCAUCCAAACUCUCUGUGACAAGGACCCUCUUCAAGUGGCGGUCAUCCAGAGAACGUUCCAGCAGCGCUACGGCAAGGACUUGAUCAAAGAGAUCAAAAGCGAAGUCUCAGGGUAUUUCGAAGAAGGCCUUGUAGCCAUUGUCCGCGGUCCCUUGCUUCAAGACUGCGCCCUCCUCCUCAAAGCCCUCGAAGGGCCGGGCACGAACGAGAAGCUCCUCAAUGAUGUGCUCCUUGGCCGUUCCAACGCCGAUAUGAGGGCCAUCAAGGAAACGUACCAGAGAACCUACCGUCGUAAUCUCGAGAAAGACAUCAAAGCUGACCUGUCCAUGAAGACCGAGCGCCAUUUCUUGAUGGUGCUGGCCGCCAACCGGAAUGAGGAUAGCGCACCAGUUAUUCCGCAGGAGAUUGAUCGCGACGUCAUGGACCUGUAUAAGGCGACGGAGGGGAAGGUGGGGACGGAUGAGCUGCUGGUAUGCAAUAUCCUGACGCAGAGGAGUAAUGCGCAGAUUUCAGCUAUUGCGCAUACGUACAAGCAGAAGUUUACGAGAGAUCUCGAAUCUGAAUUCUCCGGCCACAUGGAAGACGCUCUCCUCUACCAACUUCGUACAGGGGUCGAUCGCGCCAUGCGCGACGCGAUCAUGCUCGAAGAAGCCAUGUCUGGCUUGGGGACCAAGGACGUACUUCUCGUCAACAGAGUCAUCCGCGCGCACUGGGAUAGGAACCACAUGGCGCAGGUGAAAGGGGCUUACCAGGCGAGAUUCAGGAAGAGUCUGGCGAGCAGGAUCAAGGGGGAGACGAGAGGGGACUUUGAGAAGCUCAUGAUAGCUUGCAUUGGGGAGCGGUAA